Brassica napus (rape) is the source of this 1169-nucleotide messenger RNA. RefSeq names its product monothiol glutaredoxin-S4-like. NCBI's taxonomy places the organism in Eukaryota, Viridiplantae, Streptophyta, Magnoliopsida, Brassicales, Brassicaceae. The coding region runs from base 768 to 1082 and encodes 104 amino acids. The record is from RefSeq and is a predicted model, not a curated record. The transcript has a single exon.
AUUUAGUCCCUUUUAUAUAGUAGGAUUGUGGUUUUAACUCAUAUCAAAAAAGCUUACGUUAACUCGGCUUUGUCUCAUUUUAAUUAAUGAGAUACUGGACUGUAUCGAUUUUGAUUUAUUUAGAAAUUUUAAGAAUUGAACUCAUUUUAACGGAAACAAAUCUCUUACAGUUUUUUAAUCUUUACAAACAAACUCAAUUAAGCAUCCCUAAACUACCAUUCUUAUUCAUAAUUACAUCUGUUUGUAUAUAUGAUAUUGAAAAUUACCAACCCAAUGGGAAAACUAAAGGAUAAAUAUAUAUAUCAUGUACAAACUGAUGCAAAUUCAACAUUAGUCUAGGUGAGAGGAGAACAUAUAUAUUUAUGUGAUUAUUAAUAUGUGUUUUGAGACCGAAAAAAACGUACUAUCAAGAUAUGACAUGUAUCGUCCGUAUCAAUUAUUCCUUCACACCUAAUCUGAAGAGAUUUUGUAUCUGUAGGUUUCGCCCAACUAAUUGAUAGUUACACUUUUCUCUUAGAAAAAGGCUUCAUUAUAGUUAAUCCGUAAUAUGAGGAAUGAAAGCUUACUUACUUUAGAAAGUUAUAUAUAUACGACCCUUAUAGAACAUCCACUGCAUCAAACACACAAACACAAAAUCACUUCUCAUCUUCUCCCAUAGAUAUCACACUUUCUCCACUAGCUGUUUUGCAGUUUUCAUCGCUGAUCUAGCAUCCGCUUAUCAUUAUUUCCAAGUUGCUUUCGGGACACGCUUUUACAUUACUACACUAAUGGAAAAGCUACAAAAGAUGAUCUCCGAGAAGUCAGUAGUGAUCUUUAGCAAGAACUCGUGCUGCAUGUCUCACACAAUCAAGACUCUCAUCUUAGACUUUGGUGUAAACCCGACGAUCUAUGAGUUAGACGAGAUCAACAGAGGAAAUGAGAUAGAGCAAGCAUUGGCUCAGCUCGGCUGCAGCCCCACCGUGCCGGCGGUUUUCAUAGGAGGUCAGCUCGUUGGUGGAGCCAAUCAAGUCAUGAGUCUUCAUCUCAAUCGCUCUCUUCUUCCAAUGCUUAAGCGGGUUGGGGCGUUAUGCAGGGCCGGCUGAAGACUAGGGGCCAGCAGUGCACUCGUCCGGAGCCCAUAUUUUUUUUUAAUCUAGUAGUAUAACUUUUCUUUUUGUUUUUUUUUUUUU